AUGGAAUCCAUGGAGAAUAGCACUGAGGUGAAUGAGUUUAGAGUCUUGGGACUGAAUGAUACCCCAGAGUUGCAAGUCCUCCUCUUCGUAAUGUUCACCUUCAUUUACCUCAUCCCUCUCAUUGGAAAUCUUGGAAUGAUUGUAUUGAUUCUUUUGGACUCUUGUCUCCACACUCCCAUGUAUUUCUUCCUCAGUAACCUCUCUCUGGUCGACAGUAUUUACUCUUCAGCCAUUACUCCCAAGGUGAUGGCUGGGUUCCUUACAGGGGACAAGGGCAUCUCCUACGGGGGAUGUGUUGCUCAGAUGUUCUUCUUAGUCGCUUUUGCCAGUGUAGACUGUUUCCCACUUUCUGUCAUGGCUUAUGUUGGUCAUGCAGCAGUGUGUAAGCCCUUACAUUAUACUACCACCAUGACUAUCAGUGUGUGUGCUCAAAUGGCAAUAGGCUGCUAUGCCUGGGGCUUUGUUGAAUCUGCCAUCCACACUGGGUUCACCUUCAGCCUCUCCUUUUGCCAUUCCAAUGUGGUCUAUCACUUUUUCUGUGACAUCCCCCCAAUCCUGGCUCUCUCCUGCUCUGAUAUCUACAGGAAUGAGAUUGUGCUCUUCUUCUUAGCAUCUUUCAAUGUCUUUUUUGCCCUUUUGGUCAUCUUGACUUCUUACCUGUUCAUUUUCAUUGCUAUCCUGAGGAUACCCUCCGCAGAGGGUCGGAAGAAAGCCGUCUCCACUUGUGCUUCUCACCGCACUGCUGUGACAGUAUUCUAUGGAACUGUAAUCUACAUGUAUUUACAACCCAGCUCUAAUGAUUCUAUAGACAAUGACCAAAUGGCGUCUGUGUUUUACACAAUAGUAGUCCCCAUGUUGAACCCUAUUGUAUACAGUCUAAGGAAUAAAGAGGUUAGUAAUGCUUUCAAGAAAGCCAUUGAGAAGGUGAAGACUCUGCUCAGCAUAUAA
Messenger RNA from Trichechus manatus latirostris (Florida manatee), 948 nucleotides. RefSeq names its product olfactory receptor 5B2-like. NCBI's taxonomy places the organism in Eukaryota, Metazoa, Chordata, Mammalia, Sirenia, Trichechidae. Gene Ontology annotation, cellular component: membrane. Gene Ontology annotation, biological process: G protein-coupled receptor signaling pathway; sensory perception of smell. Gene Ontology annotation, molecular function: G protein-coupled receptor activity; odorant binding; olfactory receptor activity. The transcript has a single exon. Bases 1 to 948 code for a protein of 315 amino acids. The record is from RefSeq and is a predicted model, not a curated record.